Messenger RNA from Corylus avellana, 1131 nucleotides. RefSeq names its product F-box/LRR-repeat protein At3g26922-like. Lineage: Eukaryota; Viridiplantae; Streptophyta; Magnoliopsida; Fagales; Betulaceae. Gene Ontology annotation, molecular function: protein binding. The record is from RefSeq and is a predicted model, not a curated record.
AUGGAGCACAAAAUUGACCGGCUGUCGGAGUUGCCGGAACCUCUUGUAGAGCACAUUCUAUCAUUCAUCCCGUUGAAACAAAUACUUCAACUUACUAUGUUGUCCAAGACAUGGCAAAACGUCUGGACUUUAUUCCCCAUUCUGAAAUUUGAUCAAGAGCGAGGGCAGAGAAAGAGAGAAGAGUUUAUUUAUUUUGUGGAGAGAACUUUACUCAGUCGCCGUAGGCAAAAGAUAAGUAUAAAAAGACUUGAGCUUCAAAUAUUGGACAUUGAUGAUGAAUGCUAUGGUGUUCGUGUGAACCGUUGGAUUGACUACGCAAUUGAAAGCAAUGUAAAAGAGUUUUAUAUUUGUGCAUGGCCCCUUAAAUACUAUAAGGUGACUAAGAGUGUUUUAACAGCAAAAUCAAUAACUGAGUUGACGUUGUGGGGUUGCAAUUUGGAGUCCUUUCAUGGUCAUGAUAUUAACUUAUCCUCCUUGAAAAAGUUGGUUUUGGGUGAAGUUUGUAAUGCAAAUGACCAAAUUGUCAAAACCCUAAUUGCUGCCUGUCUUGUGGUGGAAGAGAUAGAAUUUGCACGAUGUGAUGGAUUGAGAAAUAUACAUGUCUCCGGUCUUUCUAAACUCAUGGCCAUUGAGGUGGCUUUUAAUUUUGAACUUCACAGCCUUGAGAUUGAAGCAUCAAAUCUUGAAUUUUUACACUUGAAGUGUUUGAAAUCAUGCCAAAUCUACCUGCUCUCAUGUAAAAAUUUAAAGAAAUUACGAUUAGAGUAUAUGAUGGUGACAGACAAAUGGUUGCACGACGUUCUUUCUAAACAACCACUCAUUGAGAUCUUGACCCUAAUUGAUUGUGAUAUGUUGGAAAGGAUUAAGAUUUCAAGUGACUGCAUGAAGCGUUUAACCUUUUAUCGUUGCAGGAAGCUAGUUGAAGUAAACAUUGUUACUCCUAACUUACAUAGGCUUGAGUAUUGUGGUGAUCCUAUAUCUUUUUCUUCCAACACUUCAACUCUAUUGGAAGUCAAACUUCGAUUUUGGAGUGAUCACUGGAUCUAUGGUGUUGAAAAGAUUGAAUUCCUCUCAAAGUUAAAUCAUCUAAAACUAGUGACUUGGAGAGCUCACCGUGCCAAGGUAUUCUAG